Messenger RNA from Rhinopithecus roxellana (golden snub-nosed monkey), 3768 nucleotides. It is a transcript of the gene MAFK, whose product is annotated as MAF bZIP transcription factor K. Gene Ontology annotation, molecular function: RNA polymerase II cis-regulatory region sequence-specific DNA binding; DNA-binding transcription factor activity, RNA polymerase II-specific. The record is from RefSeq and is a predicted model, not a curated record. The coding region runs from base 673 to 1143 and encodes 156 amino acids. Gene Ontology annotation, cellular component: nucleus. Gene Ontology annotation, biological process: regulation of transcription by RNA polymerase II. The transcript is spliced from 3 exons. NCBI's taxonomy places the organism in Eukaryota, Metazoa, Chordata, Mammalia, Primates, Cercopithecidae.
GCCGGCAGGGAGGGCGGGAUGGGGUCACCUGCCCCGUGGUGCCCAUGUCCAGUGGAGGUGCUGACCAAGGACACCCCCAUCGCCGUGUGCUGCUCUGACGUUCCUGCGGGAACCCGUGUCUGGUAUUUGGGGUAUGGGAGUGGGUGCUGUGGACCGGUCCCGCGAGCUUCCCGGCGCCUUCCGCCCGCCCGUCCCGGCCGCCGGGUACAAAUGGGUUUGUUGACUGCCUGCCGGUCUCGUGAUGUCUGCGCAGACUGACCUGAAGUCAGGAUCGCGUUUGGGCUUCUCGGUUUCCAUGACGACCGUGGGGGCUGGCUCGGUCCCAAGGUCGCCAUGGCAACUAUCGGAGGGCUCAUGCCGGGGAUGCUUUGGCUGGGUUUUUCAUGAAUGAUUAGAAUGUGUGACACAAUGCAGACGUGAGGACGGCGGGGGCGGCGGCGAGGACGACUCCCGCCAGACGGUCGAACGCUCGGCAGGGCGGCGGCUCCCCCACCUCCCUGGUCUCUGACUGCGGCCCCCGGACCUGCCGCCCCUCAGGAACCCCACACCCCCUUGGGCUGCAGGGUCCUCACUCAGGGGUAGCUGAGUUGGAGGUGGUGAUGUCACAGCUGCAGCGGCCCGGGCUGUGCUACGAGUUCCAGGGAGCUCUGUCCUGGUGACUGUGCCCAGGUUAUGACGACUAAUCCCAAACCGAACAAGACAUUAAAGGUCAAGAAGGAGGCGGGCGAGAACGCUCCGGUGCUCAGCGAUGAUGAGCUGGUAUCCAUGUCGGUGCGGGAGCUGAACCAGCACCUGCGGGGUCUCACCAAGGAGGAGGUCACCCGCCUGAAGCAGCGUCGGCGCACGCUCAAGAACCGCGGCUACGCGGCCAGCUGCCGCAUCAAGCGGGUGACGCAGAAGGAGGAGCUGGAACGGCAGCGCGUGGAGCUGCAGCAGGAGGUGGAGAAGCUGGCGCGCGAGAACAGCAGCAUGCGGCUGGAGCUGGACGCCCUGCGCUCCAAGUACGAGGCGCUGCAGACCUUCGCGCGCACCGUGGCCCGGGGACCUGUGGCGCCCUCCAAGGUGGCCACCACCAGCGUCAUCACCAUCGUCAAGUCCGCUGAGCUCUCCUCCACCUCCGUGCCCUUCUCGGCCGCAUCCUAGUGCCGGCUGGGGGCGGGGAGCGGCGGGCAGGCGGGCGGGGGCGCGCCCCUCGUACCUGUCACUGGGAUGCAGACUCUCGACAUCUGAGUCCAAGCGCAGGCCCCUCGGGCGCAAGCAACUCACACCAGGAUGAGACUGUGGUGCAGGGUGAAGAGUGGGCUUCCGUGGGCGCAGAGCUGCAUGCCGGUCCACACACACACUCACGCCCACCCCCUGCUCCCCGCAGGAUGCGUCUGUGUGUGGGAAUUGGCAUCUUGCACCCGUGGGAGUCGGGACGUAUAACGGAAAGGCCCUCGGGAAGUUCCGCCAUCCCCUGCGGGGGCUGCCAGAAGACACGGCCCCAGGAGUCAGGCCCCUGUGGUCAGGUCAGCGUGGGGCUUGUUUUCCACUCCAGCUGGGAGCAGCCUUCGACACCUGUCCUGUUGUGUCCUCCCAGCUGGUGCGGGAGCCCCUCGCUGCCCUGACCGACUCCGCAGACCCCGGGGAGGAGCAUGGAUGGUGCGUCGGCAGCUCCGUCCUUCCAGCUGUCCUGUUGCAGUUGCCCGUGACCCACGUCUGCCUUAGCAGGGGCUUGUGCAAGUGGGCAUGGUGUGGGAGGCCGCUUGCGUGGGGUGGUGUCUGUGUGUGUGCACGUGUGUGUGUGCAGGCCCGCCUGCCAUCGCAGCACUAGGGCUGAGGGGGCAGGUGUUCACCGGGGGUGGGCCUGUGGGCAUGCGUGGCUGAGAGAGUGGCUCAUAUGUCAUGAGGUCUCCCCUGUGCUCUGCUGACCCGAGGAGGUCGUGCAGCACAGCACAGAAGCCCCACCCACGGGAGCCGGCCCCUGAGACACCAACCCCGCAGGCCAUCCUGGACCUCAGCGGACACGGACAGGAGCAUCCCAUCAUUUGAUGGUGAGCAGGACUCAGGCUGUGUCCUGGAGCUGCUUCUCGCCAGCUGUGGUCAGUGCAGGGGAAACGAGGAGGUCUUUUGGGGGCCUAGAGGGGAAGGGCCGCUGCAGUCUAGGGAGAGGGGGUGCAGCCUGGGGGACGUUGGUAGAUGUGGACGUGGAGGUGGGAGGGAGAGGAUGUUGCAUUGGGUGGCGGGAGGAGGCGGGAGCCGUGUAUGAGAGCUGGUGGAAAGGCUUGAGGGGCAGGACCAGGAUGCAGCUGGCUUAUACAAGAGCUCAGGAGUGAGGCUGGUACUCUGGAGGGCGUGGUGGGCGGGGAGGCGGCAGGCACCAGGCCAGGAGAGCCUCGUGGAGGUGGCUCCCACGUGCACACCCCCAGGAGCACAGCCACGGGCUGCAGUUGUGGCCUUGGCACUCAGUCCUCACCCGGAGCCUUCCUCUGUUCCUCCUUUCCCGAGCACCAAGGCACUGGUGGGCUUGGCACUCCACCUUGGGCUUCCUUUUCCUGGAGUGCCACCUUGAGGGUCCCUGCUGUGACUGGGGUAUCUGCAGCGGGUGUCGCAGAGCACCUGCCUGGGGGAGUUGGCGGAAUGUGAGCCGCUGGCCGGGGGCUGCCACCUAGGACAUGCAAGGUGGUGCCUGGGGCCCCAGCUCCCUCUCGGCUGCCCCUGCCCACCCAGUAACACCCCCACCGGCUGCAGAGCCCAGGCCGAUGCCAGCCACGCUGGGAGGGCGGAGGACAGACAGCCCCGGGGCGGCAACUUGGUUCUGUGUCUACUGUUAGAAGUGAGUGGGGAGCUGCAGGCCCGCCAGGACCACUGGGUCCCGUGGAGCAAAGGCCUGCGUGUUCCCAAACAGCCGUUGCCCCCGUGGCCGUGGUAGGUAAUCCAUAUUGGAUGUCAUAAGGACCAGGGGGAUAUUUAAAGAGAGAAACAGAAACUAUAUAGAGAUAUAAAAUUAUAUUCACAGUUUAUCUACAGAUUUUUCGUAACAAUCUUUCUUUUCCAGUUUGAUACUGUAAAUCUAUCAGAGCAGAGCUUGGGGGCACGGGCACAGGUGGGAGUUGGGAGCAAACCGGAGGCCCAGGCUGCCCACCGUCCCCCUCACCACGGACUGCACCAGGCCGCUGGGCCCCCACAGGACAGGCCACAGCGGGUGGCCGGUUCUGUCCCAUCUUGGGGUUCUUGGUGUCCACGUCUUGUGGGCCGUGGGCGACCACCUGCCCUCGGUCUGUGGUGCUUUGCUGGAGAGGGGACUCCCCGGCCCCCAGGGUGGACGGAGCCGCUGUCACCGCCCAGAGCCGGGCCAGGGAAGCAUGGCGCGUUCUGCUUUUCCUUUCGGAUCGUUGAAAUUUCAUUGUCAUGAUUUAAUAUAUGGAUUUUUUUAUUUAAAAAAAGACGAAGGCCUCUUUGCCGCGUGGGUUUGUUUUCUGUCUCUGUGCCUCCGGCUUCCCAAAGAGAUCCAGGUCUUUGCGUUUCCAGGGCGUGGGGACCCCUGCCCCCCACACCCCCACACCGCCUCACCCUGGCCUCUGUGCUACUUGGCAGUUCUAUUUCAAUAUUUAUUUUUGUGCUGCUUUUUAUCAUGAUAUAAAUUAUUGAGAACAGAUCACAUGUGGGCCCGUGUCUGGCCGCCGCCGCCCUGCCCCGUCCCUGCGGCCACCACCUAAUUUAUUGCCGUGCGUCCUGCUGCUGUGACUGCUUUUGUACCUUUGCAAUAAAGAAUUUUCUGGUUUCAGA